This is a messenger RNA of Trametes versicolor FP-101664 SS1, 1464 nucleotides long. Its product is annotated as ribonuclease H-like protein. Gene Ontology annotation, biological process: nucleobase-containing compound metabolic process. The transcript is spliced from 6 exons. Bases 1 to 1464 code for a protein of 487 amino acids. Gene Ontology annotation, molecular function: nucleic acid binding; 3'-5' exonuclease activity. Lineage: Eukaryota; Fungi; Basidiomycota; Agaricomycetes; Polyporales; Polyporaceae. The record is from RefSeq and is a predicted model, not a curated record.
AUGGCAACGAACGCGCUUAAAGAAGCGAAGCUUUCAAGCACCCUGUGUCGCUUGAGCCCUCCAAGCUCUCCGAUACACCCUUUCUUCACGAGCUCGCAAGCGAGCACCGAAUCUGCGCCGCCCACGUCUCGAGAGCGAUCGAAGACAGCCCCCGCCGCCCCUACGUCGUCCAGAGGCAAAUCCAAAGCGAAGGUUGCAUUCGCUGCUCCCGCGACCAUUCCAGAAAGCGACAUAGAGAACCAUCCAGAGGCGGCCAUGGCGCUGGACAUCCAAGACGCGCCACGUCUUCCAGCAUUCCUCCCCCAGUACUCUUACAAGGAUUACUCGCCUGUGCCAGCAGUCGUCUACACCCCAGACGAGGAGGAGGCGAAUGACCUCGUACAGUGCUUGAAGGGUCCUGUGAUGGGGUUCGACCUCGAAUGGGUUGUACUCUUCCGGAAGGGCAGGUCUGCGAUGAGCCACAGGACCGCGCUGGUGCAGAUUUGCGAUGCGCGGAUGAUUCUGCUCGUCCAUGUCAGCGCGAUGAAGAAGUUUCCUCAGAAAGUGAAGGAAUUGAUCGAGAACAAAGACAUCGCGAAGCUCGGCGCGAAUAUUAAGAACGAUGGCCAGAAACUCUUCAGAGACUACGGCAUUCUCGCAAGAAACCUUGUCGAACUGGGGGCCGUUGCACGACAGGUCGAUCCCUCUUUCGCUAAGGCACACAAGAGAUCCAUCGUCAGCCUUGCGAAGGUCGUCGAGACUUACACCCAGAAGACGCUGAGCAAGGGUCCAGUUCGCACCAGUAAUUGGGAGACCAAGCCUCUCUCGGAGUCGCAGAAGUUCUACGCCGCCAAUGACGCACACUGCGCCCUCGUGGUUUACAACCGUUUGGUAUCUCUCGCGGAGGACGCGGGGCUCACGCUCGAACCCGAGACCAUCGGGGCAGACUUGGCACAGGAGUACCAAGCGAAGACCGUCUCGCAUUCUGUUUCCCCCGGCGAGCCGGGCCCCUCUACCGUACCCGCAAAGACCCCCAAGGACGCACCACCUGCGCCUCGAGUGGAGAAGCCGACGAGCGUGCCACACUGCAGACCGCGUCCUUACAUAUGGUCCCGACCAUUAGUCUACUCGGGGGAAGCAGGAGCUCCGUUCGAGGGGCCUGGCCCGUCCUCCAGCAUGGCAUCUUCGCAAACGAGCACGAGCACAUCGGCGCCCAGAGAACCUCCUCGACCGCAGCACCUGCGUGCCUACAAAUUCUGGCACCAACAGAACAUGUCGCUGCCCGACAUCUGCGCGAAUCUUCGAAGCAAAAGUAACCCGCUCGCGGAGAGCACCGUCAUCUCGUAUGUCGUGCGCGCGCUACAAGCCGACCCCACCCUGCCGUUCUCGAUGGACCGUCUGAAGGCGUUCGUGCAGCUCGAGGCGGGGUCCUGGGUGCGACACCGGGAGUGGAUCAUGGAGAAGGACGGCUAUGCGAAGUCGUAG